Messenger RNA from Miscanthus lutarioriparius, 558 nucleotides. The record is from the annotation of a GenBank genome assembly. NCBI's taxonomy places the organism in Eukaryota, Viridiplantae, Streptophyta, Magnoliopsida, Poales, Poaceae.
AUGGUCAUCAGCAGCGGUUUCUCGGGGCCGGAUAAAGAGACGGGACCCAACCUUGUAGAUCGCCACUGCGGAGCACGGGAUGGCGCGGUGCAAGGAGAAUGGGCCCACGCCCAACCUCAGGAUGACACCGACAAAGAAACUGGACCCAACCUUGUAGAUCGCCACUGCUGCCGCCACACCCACGAGCACAGGGCGAGAGGAGGCGCCCCCUUCACCGCCGCCCACAUCUCCGCCACAUCUCCGCCGCUGCGGCAUCCACCAAUAAAACAGUUCCCAUGCGAACUCUACCCGAGAGGCGCUACACCGCAAGCAGCAGGACACAGCCCUGCCAUGGCAAACACCCUAGACACGUCGGCCGGAGGGCGCCGAGGCGAGAGCAAUGGUGUAGCAAGGAUGGAACAAGAAGCCAUUCAGAAACCUGCUCCAGUUGAGAGUGGAGAUUGUCUGGGGGUGGAGGAGCCCUUGCUCGAGGCCUCGUCCAAGGCCGCAGUCACUCUGGAGGGCCACCUGAGGCUGCCACUGCCACCCGAGGCUGCCCUCGCCAGAGGGCCUGCUUGA